AAAGCUGUCUUUGAGCAGCAAAGCCAAGAAAACCAUUCGGCAGAUUUGCCAGAGACUCCCUCUAUUAGUAUGACUUCUAUUAUAUAGACACGUAUGUACGUUAGCCGCCCUGACACACACUGCCUGCUCAAGAGAAAAUUGAAAAUAUCUUCUUUCAAGACAUAUGAUAUUGAUAGCAAUUACAAGGAUUUGAAUUGUGAAUAUCAAUUCUUUUCCAGAUGUUUGUGACUGAUCGAUGGGCGUGGAGUAGUAAAGAUGGCAAGCAGCAUCUUCCAAAGGAGUCGUUUCAGUUACCAUCAGUUGAAUGGAUAUGGGAAGGAGAUUGGUACAUAGAUCAUGGAAUCGAUGCUGAUAAUGAUGGUUGGCAAUAUGCUCUUGACUUUCCAAGAACCUAUCAUUCAAAACAAAGCAAAGUUUCUUGUGUUAGAAGACGACUUUGGUCAAGAUACUACAGAUUUGAUGGCUAUGAUCGGUGGAUUAAGGUUCCUGGUCUUAAUGAAGAUCCAGUUAAGCAACCAUUUCAAGAUAUUGCUGUUGGUGGGACAGCUAUUCCUGGACAGGAGCCAGGCUACUUGGCUGUUUGGGCUGUCACUUUUCAUGGAAAGGUUAUUUACCGUUCUGGAGUGUCAGAAAAAUGUCCUGAGGGUGACAAGUGGAUAGACAUACCCUCCCCCCAAGUCAGCAUUUUUCAACUGUCUGUGAGCCCAUCAGGGGUGGUGUGGGGAGUUACCUGGGAGGGUGUGGCUGUGGUAAGGGUUGGUGUCUCUUAUUAUGAACCAACUGGAUCAGCUUGGGAAAAAGUUGCAUCACCCAUUAUAUCAGCAGAAGUGGGACCUUGUCAGCUUUUACAAGUGUCUGCAGGCAUGAACAGUGUAUGGGCCCUGACAAAAGAUGGCCAGGUUUGGUUUAGGAAGGGUGUGUCUAGGACAAAUGACCAAGAAAAGGCUGUGACUGGAUCAAGAUGGGUGGAAAUGGUCGGAAAAUUUUCCCUCAUUACCGUGGGAUUGAAUGAUCAAGUGUUUGCCCUCAGUACUCUGGGAGACCACAUCUAUUUCCGUACAGAUGUGACGCCAAAUGAACUCGUAGGAAGAACAUGGAAGGUUGUACAUAUGAACAGACCUCAGAUAUCAUGCAGCCAAGCCACCAGCAUGGAUACACUCAGUUCUGUAGAUAGCAGCAGCAGCAGCAGCAGCAGCAGUCAGGCUAAUGAAAGUGUAUUCACCGAGUAUGACGAUAGAUAUAGUCUUGAAGCUACCUGCAGUCUUCCUUCCAAUAUCGAAUUCUUGACUUGGCUAAGUAGCGGCGCCUGUGAAGUGGACUCUUCCAUAUUUACCGAGAUCAGCGGCAGUCUUUUGUCUUCAGCUAGCAGCAUGAAUCUUAUAAGUCUGAGCAGUAGGGAUGCUGCUUGGAGGAAGAGCUUAAUCCAGAGACUGCGUGCGCGGGACCAAACAGAAACAAGCCGCUUUGUGGAGCAAUAUGAGGAAGCUAUUUCACAGGGUGAAUGGUGUAAAAAGUCUCGUUUUCAAAUGCUACUCGAUGCGGAUUCUAACCUAUGGUACGAGUGUGUGGUAAAACUCGACCAAGGAGCCGAGGGACGAGAAGGAGCAUUGCUUUGUUACUACGAGAAAAACUCUGUUUACGAAGAAAUGCGGAUUGCUUUGCGGGACAUAAUAUGCGUUUGUGUAAUUCACAAAAUGUCGCGGAAUCACUGUUUUGCCAUUCAUACUCCUCUACGAACUCAGGAACGAAACCCUCUGGUGAUCCACACAGGUAGUGAAAAGGACCUUAAUGACUGGCUCACGUCAAUGUCAAGGGCUAUUUCACGGGUACAUGACUGCGAGGGGUCCGCUUCAUCGAGAGCGAUCUGGGCGACAUCUCUCUGUGGUGACGUUUUCUUUUGCGAGCCGCCUGUACUAGAAAGUGAGAUGCAGCCAACUCAACUCUUUUGGCGCCAGAUUGGCGGGCACAUGCAUAAAGUGGAAGGAGGAAUGUCGGGAGUGGUGUGGGCGGUCGGUUUCGACGGGAUGCCAUAUUAUUACUCUGGCGGGUACGGCGGGGGUAUUUUUACCGGUUUUGACAGUAGCGUCUCUGGGAUUCAUCAGCAGGAGGAUUAUGAUUGGCAUUAUAUUUAUGAGAAUCAACGCUGGAAUCCAUUAGAAGGAUACUCUGAUAGACGCUUACCAAGUGACCGAUGGAACUGGAGCGAUGAGAGCGGAGUUUAUGAACGAACAAGAGAAGGAUAUGCUCUUCCAUCCAGUCAGUGGCAGUGGGCAGAUGAACAAUGGACAGUGGAGACUAAGCCUAACAUAACUGACAAGGAUGGCUGGCAGUAUGCUGUGGAUUUUCCAAGAAGUUAUCACCGUGAGCGAGGCUGGAAUGACUAUGUGAGGCGAAGACGGUGGAAAAGACGUUGUAAACUGACAACAACUGGUCCAUGGAUUCAAGUGACACCUCAAGUGAGACUGCGUGACGUAUCGAUUCAAAUCGAUUUACUUGACGGCUUGAUAGCGGUGUGGGCUGUGGGGACAAAAGGUGAUGUCCUAUACCGACAUGGUGUCACAGGAGAUUGCCCACAGGGCACAGCGUGGGAGCACAUUUUAACAGAUCUGCCUUUUAUCAGUAUCUCUGUUGGAUCUAAGAGAAGGGUCUGGGGAAUAGCUGAGAAUGGCACCGCCUAUUUCAGGGCAGGAUUUGGAGAAAAGCAGAUCACAGGGGACAGGUGGUUUCACAUAAGUGAAAGGCCUCCUCAUCUGUAUCAAGUGUCUACUGGAAAGACAUCAGUGUGGGCUCGCGAGAAAGAUGGUACAUGCUGGUAUCGUCAGCACAUCACGGAUACCUACCCAGAAGGCACUGCGUGGCAGUCUCAACAAUUUCAGGUGGCGUCUCUAUCUGUGGGACCUAACAACCAUGUUUGGAUGAUCAACCGAAACUCAAUUGAAAGGCGCUACAAAGUAACAGCAAGUGACCCACUAGGGAGGGGCUGGGAGGUCAUCUUAUCAGAGUGCUGGCGAUGGAUUAGUGUCAGGGCUGCCAUUGGACCGGAUGAAGAUGUGGACGAGGCGGAAGACAUAGUCAAGGCCGAAGUUCUCGUCUCAGGGCCCAACAGUUUGCUUGCAAAACUCGACCUCAGUGAGGUGGAUAUUUACAGCAUGUACGGUCAGAAUGACACCGUAGAAACGCCCGGCAGCGAAAUAGAAGAAGAUGAGUUGUUUAACGGAACAAAAAAUGCGAAUGGCAACGACAGAGAAACAUAAAUUCCUGUCGUGUAGCCUUCUUCGGUUGUAUAGUUUAGUACCAUCAAACUAUUCGAGUGGAAGGAAAAUUUGAAUUUUCGUUUUACGAGGAAAUGGGGAGAUGCUGCUUUCUCUCGUUUUCGAAAAUUACCUUAUGUUUACCGAAGUAAUGACCAAAGCAUACUACUUAUUUCAAACGCUUUCAGUUUUUCAAGUGGACUUUCUUUGCGCAUUGCUAACACAUUAGAUUACGGGUUCUGUUGUCGGCAUAUUUCCAGUUGUACCAUUUAUAGAAUUUGCCAUUUAUGGAAUAGGCCAUUUCCAAUUUACCUUGUACCUCUGUUUCAAUACGAUUCCUCGUUCAAAACCUUUCAUAUGGAAAG
Orbicella faveolata is the source of this 3616-nucleotide messenger RNA. RefSeq names its product tectonin beta-propeller repeat-containing protein 1-like. Gene Ontology annotation, cellular component: membrane. Lineage: Eukaryota; Metazoa; Cnidaria; Anthozoa; Scleractinia; Merulinidae. The record is from RefSeq and is a predicted model, not a curated record.